Molecule: messenger RNA, 1273 nt
Organism: Cucumis sativus (cucumber)
Lineage: Eukaryota; Viridiplantae; Streptophyta; Magnoliopsida; Cucurbitales; Cucurbitaceae
Product: gibberellin 2-beta-dioxygenase 2
Exons: 3
Coding region: 238-1041 (267 amino acids)
Biological process (GO): gibberellin catabolic process; response to light stimulus
Source: RefSeq, a predicted model, not a curated record
UCUCUCUCAUUUCUCCCGUAAUUUUCACAAUGGUUGUACCACCACCCAACUCCAAGUCCUCCCCCCCCCACUGCAAUCCCCACCAUCGAUCUCUCCGCCAUCACGAGCAACCGGCAAGCCCUCUCGAAGCUCAUCGUUGAGGCUUGUGAAAAAUAUGGAUUCUUCAAGCUCAUCAACCAUGGAAUCCCUCAGGAUUCUGUUUCAAGAGUUGAAGAAGAAGCCCGCUCAUUCUUCGCGAUGCCCACCGCUGAAAAGCUCGCCACCAACCCUCAAAACGCUCGUUCCAUCAACUCCACCACUCGUAUCGGCUACGGCAUCAGAAACAUCGGCUGCAGCGGUGACAUGGGAGAGAUUGAAUAUCUUCUUCUUUCUGCUCGACCUUCCUCUGUUUCUCAACUCGCUCUCUCCCUCUCCAAAAGCCCAUCAAACUUCAGUUGUGUUUUGAAUGGAUACAUAGAAGAAAUAAAAAAUGUGGCAUGUGAGGUUCUUGAUCUAGUGGCUGAGGGGUUAGGGAUUUCAGAUGCAUCCAUUUUCAGCCGUAUGAUCUUAGACGAUCAAAAUGACUCACUUUUUAGAAUCAAUCGCUACCGUCCAUUUGCUGAGGAUAUCAUCAAUCACCCACCGCCCAAUACCAUUGGCUUUAGCGAGCAUACUGACCCUCAGAUCUUGACCAUCCUAAGAUCCAACGACGUUGGUGGCUUCCACAUCUCAUUGGAUGAUGGCUCCUGGGUCCCCGUCUCUCCUGAUCCCACUGCCUACUUCAUCAUCAUUGGUGAUCUUUUUCAGGUAUUGACAAAUGGAAGGUUUGUGAACCCAAAGCAUAGGGUGGCGACAAACAUAGGGCCAAAGGCAAGAAUGUCAAUGGCAUAUUUUGCAGCACCGUCUUUAAAUGCAUUGAUCUCUCCUCUUCUAAAAGAAAUGGCCACUUCUAAUCAACCAUGCCUUUAUAGGCCUUUCACUUGGGGUGAAUAUAGGAGCCACCUUUAUUCACUCCCCUUGGCUUCUUCAAAACUCGACUCCUUCAAGAUUAAACCUAAUUAGUUGCACGUAGUUAUGUUACGUUACCUUACAUAUCAAUACAAUAAAUAAUAAAAAUCUCAUCAUAUAUAAGUAUAAUAUUCAAACAAAACACAUUUUGGUGAUGUUUUGUGUUAAUGUUCUAUCUAGCUGUUCAAUAUUUAUUUUAAUUUCGUGUAGCAUAUAAAUAUGAGAGGAACAAAAAAAAAUGUAUAUGAGUGUUUAUUAUAUGUAUUGUUUCUAUCUUUGUUUCUUU